AUGGCUGAGACUGGAUAUGAAAUGUUGGAUGAAGAAGCCGAUGACUAUGGAGAUGUGUUGCAGUUGUGUAAGGAAGAGAUAAUGAAUAAGGCUUUCCGAAGCGAUGAAGCAGCAUAUGAAUUUUACAGGAGGUUUGGAAAAUGUUUUGGUUUUGGUAUUCGAAAGGGUGACUCAGAAAAAGAUAAAAGUGGAAGGGUUAUUUGUCGUAGAUUUUUUUGUAAUAGAGCCGGCCUGCGACAACAUCUUCACUAUGAUAGGCUAGAUAGGCAGAGAGGUCAUAGACCGGAAACGCGCACAAAUUGUGAGGCAAAGCUGUCAGUCUACCUUGAUGUGGUCAGUGGUAUAUGGAGGGUGAGAAAAAUAGUAUUGGACCAUAACCAUGAUUUAACUCCGGCAUAUAUGGUUCAUAUGAUGACGAAUUUUAGAGAAAUAAGUUGUUCUGCCAAGGCACAAAUAUCUAGUAUGCAGGCUCAUGGUGUUCCGAUGUCCAAGAUUCUGGGGUAUAUGGCUGGACAGGCUGGUGGCUAUUCUCUAAUGGGCUUCACUAAGAAGGAUGCUUACAAUUAUAUUAACAAGGCUAAGCGUGCAAAGAUUAUUGAUGGGGACGCCAACACGGCUGUUGUAUACUUGGAGGAAAAAGCGGGGGCAGAUCCGAUGUCGAUGGCUAGGUAUAAUCUUACUAAGGAUAAUAUGCUGACCAAUAUGUUUUGGGCGGAUGGUGGCAGUAGAGUUGAUUACCAAUACUUUGGGGAUGUUCUAGCCUUUGAUUCAACCUACAAGAAAAAUAAAUGUCAGAGGCCGCUGGUGAUAUUUUCUGGUGUGAAUAACCAUAAGCAGACGACAAUAUUUGGGUUUGUUGGUGUUAGAUGA
Arachis duranensis is the source of this 870-nucleotide messenger RNA. Its product is annotated as protein FAR1-RELATED SEQUENCE 5-like. Lineage: Eukaryota; Viridiplantae; Streptophyta; Magnoliopsida; Fabales; Fabaceae. The coding region runs from base 1 to 870 and encodes 289 amino acids. The record is from RefSeq and is a predicted model, not a curated record. The transcript has a single exon.